Molecule: messenger RNA, 1020 nt
Organism: Clonostachys solani
Lineage: Eukaryota; Fungi; Ascomycota; Sordariomycetes; Hypocreales; Bionectriaceae
Source: the annotation of a GenBank genome assembly
AUGGGCAACUUUAAAAUACGCAUUUGCCAAGACCUUGAUGGCCGAGCUCACUCUAUAUCUUCGACUACUUCUUACCGCAAUCUUGGUGAUACAGUUAUCCGUGGUCUCUUUACUCAUUCACCACAUCUAGCUGUGGUAGAAAUUAUAUUUGAUGCAGAAAGAACCUUCCAUAUUAUUCUCCAAGAUAAUAUAGAUAUCCCCUCGAUCUGCUCUAAGCUGCCUGGCAAUAUUGCUAGAUGCUGGGCUAGAUACCUCAACGAAAGAGAUUUACAUCGGCCAAAGGGACGUCAAGCAUCUCGUGGAACACUUCCAGACCCUACUCAGGGGACUGUGGACAAGACACCAUACGAAACCCUUCGUCCUGGAGUUGCUAUCUCUAGCCCAAUUGCAGCUAACCACAGCCAGUCGCUAGUAACGACUUCCGGGGUUAUGGUACAGAAUUUUGCAGGCGACCGUUUUAUGACAGCGGCAUCACAUGGCAUCGGACGCAGCCGGCGACUUUUCCAGGCUCAACCAGUUGGAGAUCCAAAGGAGAUUGGUGAGGCCGUUGUUGAAAUAAGCUUCACAGAUGUUGCACUCGUCCAGUUGAACAAUGGCAUUAACUUCGAGAAUACCCCAUUCGAUCAAGAGGGUGAGGAUAUUCCAAAUUUCACUAGACUCCUAGGUGAGGUAGCAGAUGAUCGAAUCGAUAUGAGUCUCGAGGUUACGCUCAACAGUCCAUUUACAGGCGUCAUAGCAGGCGUUGUAAUUGCUCUGAGCUUCAAGCUAACGUCUGUACCUCCUGUUCACCCAACCGAAGAUGCACUGAGUUACAAUAUCUUUAUGUGGUCUUGGGCUGGCCAGAACACACUAGGUACCCAACCAAGGGUCCCCGAUAGUGUCUGUGGAUCCGCAAUUUGGGAUAGCAAUGGGCGUAUCAUAGGCUUUUUUCACUUUUAUGUCGAAGAAGGACCAUGGGCUGGAUACUGCGCAUCAAUUUCUGCAGAUGAGGUAGUAAGAGCCGGCUACCGCCUUGCUUAG